This is a messenger RNA of Elaeis guineensis (African oil palm), 1490 nucleotides long. Its product is annotated as single-stranded DNA-binding protein, mitochondrial. Gene Ontology annotation, biological process: positive regulation of helicase activity; mitochondrial DNA replication. The record is from RefSeq and is a predicted model, not a curated record. NCBI's taxonomy places the organism in Eukaryota, Viridiplantae, Streptophyta, Magnoliopsida, Arecales, Arecaceae. Gene Ontology annotation, cellular component: mitochondrial nucleoid. Gene Ontology annotation, molecular function: single-stranded DNA binding.
UUUGCUGGGUGCUUCUGAAAAGAGUACCAGACGGGCGUAGCCGCUCUCCGAGUUUACGACCGACCCGAAGCACUGGGGUUUCAGAAGGGGUUUAAGCCAAGAAGAAAGAAGACCGGAAAGAAACUCCUCCCAUGGCGUCUUCUUCCUCCUCCUUCGCCUCCCUCUCGCGGCGUCUCCUCUGUCGCCCUCUCCUCCCCCGCCCCUUCCUCUCCUCCUCUCGCUUCUUCUCCACUCCCCUUGUCGGCGACGAGCCCGACUCCGACGAUUUCCGUCCCGAUGCCGACCAAUCCACUCAGUCUUCCUCCUCCUCCCCCCGCGCAACCCCUCAGCAGCGCCUUCAAUUCGAGCACCCCCUCGAGAACGGCCUCGACCCUGGGGUCUACAAGGCUAUAUUGAUCGGCAAGGUCGGGCAGAGACCGGUCCAGAAGCAGCUGAAGAGCGGGCGAGUGGUGGUGCUGUUUUCCCUUGGGACGGGUGGGAUUCGGAACAACCGGCGGCCGCUCGAAAACGAGGACCCGAGGGAGUAUGCCGACCGUUGCGCCGUGCAGUGGCACCGGGUCUGCGUGUACCCGGACCGCCUCGGAAACCUCGCCGUCAAACACGUCUUGCCUGGAUCUAUUUUAUAUUUAGAAGGCAAUCUGGAGACCAAAGUAUUUAGUGAUCCAAUAACCGGACUCGUUAGGCGCAUAAGAGAAAUUGCUAUCCGCCGAGACGGUCGUCUCAUCUUUCUUGGUAAGGGUGGCGAUGCCAGCCAAUCAGAACAAGCUGCAGUGAGAAGUGUGGGCUACUACUAAGGUGAUGUUAAAGAUGAUCCUGGAUAAUGCAUUGUUGCAGGGAUGAAAAGCACAAUGCUGCAACUAUUCAACAUGCGAGAGAAAUAUCAACAUAUGAUUUUCCAGUUGCAGAAUCUGGUGAUCAACCAUGCAACUAUGUGCUCAUAGUGUUAGCCUUUGGCUGGGUCAGAUGCUUUCAAUUGAUGAUUGUGAUUGGCCAUAAAAAUGCAGGAUGUGAUGAGUAUUUUGCUCCAUGAACGCAAGCUAAAUUUGAUGAUUACAUUGUCAAUCAUAUCAAUCUAUCAAAUUUACAAUUUGGGGAGGCUGGCUUUUGUUUGUUUUGGUUACUCUAUCUUUCCAUCCAACCUUGUCCAAACAUUAUUUGAAAUGCUUCUUAUUCAAAGAAUUUUGUUACAUUAUGAAUUCUUAUGUAUGUUCUCAUUUUGUUUGCUCUUUCAGCACAAAUUCUGUUGGACCACUAUGAUGGAUUGGCAUCUCUCUCUCUCUCAUGUGUGUGGUGGGUAUGCGUGCAUUGCUUGUGUGCCCGUGCACAUGUUUGCAUUUGUAAUCUAACAUACACUGGAAGCAAAAAGAGCAUUUGCAUUUGCUAUUAGAUUCAAUGGUGAAAGUUGCAGAGUGAGUCUGAACUGUUCGGUGUGAUCUAAAAAGUUAAAAAUGUCUGAAAAUGAGACAGACAAUAAGAUUAUCUUUUGGAAA